Cuculus canorus (common cuckoo) is the source of this 5364-nucleotide messenger RNA. It is a transcript of the gene SENP7, whose product is annotated as SUMO specific peptidase 7. Gene Ontology annotation, cellular component: nucleus; cytoplasm. The coding region runs from base 103 to 3282 and encodes 1059 amino acids. The record is from RefSeq and is a predicted model, not a curated record. Gene Ontology annotation, molecular function: SUMO-specific endopeptidase activity. Gene Ontology annotation, biological process: protein desumoylation. NCBI's taxonomy places the organism in Eukaryota, Metazoa, Chordata, Aves, Cuculiformes, Cuculidae. The transcript has 24 exons.
AAGUCGCCGGGGAAGCUGCGCAGGCGGCGGCCGCGGGGCCUGGGGCGGCGGGGAGCGGAGCGGGGCUACGGGGAGCUGUGCUGGUGCGAGGUAGAGAAAGUCAUGGACGGAAGAACAUCAUCUUCAAGUCAUGUCAGUUUUCGAUUGGCAAAGAAGAAAACAAACACCAAGACAGAGGAUGUCCAAGUUCAGUCCCCUUUGGCAAGGCUCCCAGACUCCCAUCAUUUGGACUACCCUUUAAAAGAGUGGAAAUUAAGUACCAACAAUAGAGAGCCUUCCACAAAAGGAAAAAGGCAAAAGGACCGCAAGAGACACAGCUCUAAUGAUGAAGAAUCAAUUGGGCAACCCAAAGUUAUCUUGACGAAUGUCCUGAGGACGAAAAUAGGAAGAAAAUACACACAGGCACAACUUAAAACUGGUGCUAAUUUUUCUGAUGCUGGCAAGCUGCAGUCAGAUCAACCACCCUCAUCAUCUGCUGCCAGCCUAAAGAUAUGGCAAAUUUUAAACCCUGCUCUCCAAAGCCCUUUUCUGUCUGAAAGGCAACCUGCAGUUAUAUUGACGAAUGUCCUGACGACGAAAAUUGGAAGAAAAUAUAUAGACAGCCACAUAAUAAUUGAUGCAAAUUUAUCCGAUGCCGGCAAAUUACAGUCGGGUCAACUACCUUCAUCAUCACUUGCCAGCCUACAGACGUGUGAAAUCCUAAGUUCUGAUCGUGAAAGUUCUUUUCUGUCUGAAAGGUCUGAGCAUUGCCUGAGAAAGACAGAUGGUGGUCUGUGUAAAUUGACCAAGGCUUCUAAGGAACCAGAAAAAAAUAACGUCUUCACUUUUAGAAGACGGGAGCUGGAGAAGAAAGAAAACAAGAACUGUUAUGAACUGGAAAAGAGGAGCAGAAACAUGAAGAGUACCACCCUUGAUCAGAAGGAAUCAGGCUCUUCUGAUUCUGAGAAAAGGAAAAGAAGAUCUAGUGGCCAUAUUUCUGAUGAUUGUAAUGCACACAUUCCAGAAAAAUCAGUUUUACUGUCUAAGGAGCAAAGAUUGAGUUCAACGCGGUCUCCUGGCCACAGAACAACCUGUGAGGAUGAAGAGAGUCACAAAUCUAAUGCAGUUCUGGUGCUGGAUUGUGUGCCGCAGCUGUCAGAGGGAGACAAUAAGGAGACUUCCACCCACAGCCACUUAAGGCCUGCUCACAGCUGCACAGAGAAACCUGGCUUACUGUCUCCUCUCAGAAAUCUGUCAGACAAACAGCUUUCUGCCACCAGUGGGGACAUGAUUUCAUCACGAGUUAGUACUAUAAGGACAUUAAAGAUAGACACAUCACAAUACCUGAGCAAGCUACGGAGCAGAAUCUGCAGGGGUAAUCAGCAACUUGUUUCAGUUGACCCAAUUGUCCUUUCCAGUGAUGAUGAAGAUGGACUUUCUGAACCAAAAUGUACAGAGCUGCUGCAGGGUAGUAUCACUGAUAAUAGAGAUCAACAGUCUGACAUCUGUGUCUUGGCAGAGCAAUUGGAAGACAAGAUGGAAAGACACACAGAGCAGUUUUUAACAGAGUCAGUUGAAGAUAAGUGUCCUAUCAGCUUAACUUCUGGAAGCACACCUAGAAAACAGAUGAACUCAGGACUGAAUAUUGAAUUUGAUAGUCUAUACAUUGGGAAAUUUAAAUGGUUAUCAACAGGUCCUGCUAGGUUUUCAACCAAGUAUAUUACGAUCCCAUUUCAGGUGGCUCUGAAUAAAAAUAUUAACCUGACAGUGGAUACUCUGGACCUGAGAAGGUUUGGCUUGUGGAGAAGUGAUUGUGGCUGUUCUUCAACAAUGAUCAUUUUCCUUUGGUUGUCUGUUGAUUAUGUAGAAAAGAUUGAAACCCAGUUAGGAAAGUUAAGCAUCAGCAAGCCAUCCAAAUCUAGUGAAUUUGUAUUUCUUGAACUGUCCCAACCACUCACAGAAUCAGAAGAAGGCAGACUGACUGAAUUGAUCGCAGUUGUGAGCAAGAAAAAUAGAGCACCAGAUCUUUCUGACUUUUUGUCUUUGAAGCAAGCAUUACCCUUCCUUAAGGACCUUUCUCCUGAAGAGACCUCUUUUAUGAGUUACCAUAAGGAUCUCCUAAAUCAGUGUAAGCCAAAGGAGAAUACCUCAAGUGCUCAUGAGCCUGCAGUUCAGCAGGAAUCAAAACCAAAAGUGGUCAGGCCCAGUUAUGCCCUUGCAAAUAAGCAGAGUAGUGGUUGCUAUUCUAUCUCUCUGUCCUCUGCACUGAAUGAAGAAUGGAAAGAAGUAGGAGAAACCGGAGCAGUUAAGAAUUUAAUUGUUUAUCCACCCCCACCUGCAAAAAGAGGACUGGGAGUCACAAGAGAAGACUUAUAUUGCUUAGAAUAUGGAGAGUUUCUCAAUGAUGUCAUCAUUGAUUUCUAUCUCAAAUAUCUGCUGUUGGAGAAAGCACCAAAAGAUCUUGCUGAUCGUACACACAUUUUCAGCAGUUUCUUCUAUAAGUGCCUGACCAGGACAGAAAAAAAUUCUGAGGGGGAUCUCAAAGUUUCAGUGGCACAGAGAAGACACAUAAGAGUAAGAACAUGGACUCGUCAUAUAAACAUCUUCAGUAAAGAUUAUAUCUUUGUGCCUGUGAAUGAGGAGGCUCAUUGGUACAUUGCAGUCAUCUGUUUUCCUUGGUUAGAAGAAGCUGUGUAUGAAGAGUGUCCCCAUCAGAAUUCAUUACAUCACCAGCCUCAACAGUCUCCACUUCAGUCAGAGGGUGAGAACGCCAGAACUGGUUCAGUGUUGGCCUUUCCUGGUAACUGCAAGGAUGAAGAAGAGAUUGAUGCUAACAGAAUUUUAUUCUCAAAAGGUGGCAAUGAAAUUGCUGCUUCUGCUUCAGUCCUGGAUUCAGGCAUUUCUAAAAUCUCCCUAAGUAAUUCCAAAAGGCAGAUUUGUAAGAGACCUUGUAUCCUCAUCUUUGAUUCUUUGAAAGCUGGUUCUGUGCAGAAAACAGUUCAGGUUUUGAGAGAGUACCUUGAAAUGGAAUGGGAAGCUAAACGAAAAACACAUCGAGAAUUCAAUAAAUCAACUAUGAUUGACCUGUGUCCCAGAGUGCCUAAACAAGAUAACAGCAGUGAUUGUGGGAUCUAUUUGCUGCAAUAUGUGGAAAGCUUCUUCCAGAAUCCUAUAGUUAACUUUGAAGAGCCGCUGCAUCUGGAGAAGUGGUUCCCUCGUCAGCUGAUCAGAAGCAAAAGAGAAGAAAUCCGAGACCUGAUCUUGCAAUUGCAUUUUCAACAGCAUAGUGGCAGCAGCAGCUAAUAAAUCUAACAAGCCAGACCUGGCAAAGAACUUAGCUGUAUAAAGUAGUUGAAGCUGUUUCAGCUGCAUUUGUGCUCUUUCUUUUUCCCUUCCUUGCAAGGAAAAAAAAGAAGUUUUUUGUUUGUUCAGUGUGUAUUUAUUUAAAGAUUUUUUUUUUCAUUUGUGUUGUGUGGUCAUAGAAUGCAGUUGUGGAGUGUAGAAGAGAAGACUGUACAUAAAAGUCUAAAUAUGGAAGUUAAAGCUAAUACAUAUGGAUAGCUAAUUGACUUUUUACUUGGAAUAUGAAUGCUGCAUACAGGUAUGUGCCACAAGGAUGUAAAAAUAUUUUCAUCUUUUGGAGCCUGUUCUUUACAAUUCUCUGUAACAUGGAUGAUCACAAGGGAGUCAGGCCUGAAGACAGGAUUUUGACCCCAUACUGGGUCUCUUUCAAUUUUCCAGCUCUUACAGUUAGAAUAAAUACUAUGUAUUUUUUAAUUUAAGAAUCUAAUAUUGACUCUCUUUAGAGAUGUGUUUUUUCUUUUGUUUCUUAUUAUAUACAGAAGUGGUCUGCAUGUCCUGCCGAGAUUUAAGACUGCUGACUUUUGAUUAUUUUUAUUUUUAAUUUCCCUAGCACUUUCAACAUAAAAUGUUAUUUCUAUAAGUAGAAGACAUUUACUUUAGAGUGACCACUGAAAUCUUUUAAAGUAGAGAGUAGGGUUUUUUUUUCUUUUAUGAUUUUUUUCUCAUCAGAUUUGAGAGCCAAAUUUCUUCUAAAACUAUUUUACAUGUAAAUGCAAUACAUGUAGGCAGUAGAUUUUUAAUCCUGUCCACAUUAUUUUGAGGAGUUGCUCCUGCAAGUCUUAUGGCAUGACUUGCACUAGAAAGGCAAGCAGUUUGUGAUUCUAUAACCUCAAAAGUUUGAGAUGUUUUACUGAAAAAUAAGGUAAUUUUCAUUCAAAAAGUUCAUUACGUUAUGUAUAAUAUGUAAUUUAUAUAUAAGAAAACUGGAUUUAUACUUUGCUCAGGAGAAUUAUGUAAAAAUGCCUGAAUAUUUCAGUGUUUGAACUCAGACUUGAUUUGAUAAACUAGCACAAGUUUAUUGUUGUCUUAAAAUGUAUUUAUGUAGUUUUUCCUCAAACAGUGAUCACAUAAAACCUCAAUAACAUUUUGAAAUGUGCAUAGCUUUUUCUGUGGUUACUGCACAAUAGAAGGUGAUUGUUUUAAGAGGAUACUUUCUCCUGCUUCCCACUGUAAGUAAACUUAAUUGUCAUUGCACCCUUCAGAAGGAUGGUGUGUUGGCUAACCAUCAACCCCCCCACCCCGUGUCAUAAACAUAUCUACAAAACCAGAGCUCUUAUAUCUAGAAGCAGGCUACAGAGUUAAAAUAAAAAUUGAGGGCAACCCAAAGGUAUGGUCAUUUUUAUGGCAUUGCAGAAUUCUCAGGGCCCCUUCCCUCAAGACAACUCUGAAACCUAGUGUUUGGAAAAAUCAAGUUAUUACUUCAGGUCCUGUACAGUCAUCCAAAGAAAUCCUUGCCAUUGUUUCUCAAACCAGGAAUCAUUCUGUCUGGAGAAGAGAGGCGAUUUUAAAACAAAGUAAUUUACUGAGUUACCUUCUGUAUAGCUGUGAGCAGCCUAGUGCAAUUACUGUGUGGUUUUUGUCUUUGUUUCUACUUUAGUUACGUAGUUUGUCACUACCCAGCACUAUAUCUGUCCUCCUCAUCCCACAGGUUUUGUGGAUGUCGUCACCUAAAUCACAACGUCAACGUUACUAACAGAGAUAAUCUGUGUAUGUAUUGUAACACAGAUGAAAAAUGAAAUGUGGAAAUGUGUGCACUUUCUCUAAACCUUUUUAAUUGAUGCAUAUUUUCAAUGUUCCCUUAUGACAAAUAGUUUGGGGCUUUUUCUUAUGGUAAAGUUAAUUUUUAUCAUGAAGUAAUCUGUUAUUUUCUUGAUUGACUGGUUUAUAUGCAUUUAAAAGCAAAAGUAAUGUAUAAACUUUUCUAAACUGGUUUUAUAACAUUGAAGGAUUUCCUUUGUAGAUUGUUAGAUAUAUGCUAUGAGAAUGCCAAUACAUUUGCUAUUAAAAGUAUCUCCAGAAGUU